Messenger RNA from Macrosteles quadrilineatus (aster leafhopper), 1125 nucleotides. RefSeq names its product prisilkin-39-like. The record is from RefSeq and is a predicted model, not a curated record. NCBI's taxonomy places the organism in Eukaryota, Metazoa, Arthropoda, Insecta, Hemiptera, Cicadellidae. Bases 5 to 1060 code for a protein of 351 amino acids. The transcript is spliced from 2 exons.
CACAAUGCGAGCUCUGAUAGGUCUCUCGUUCAUCGUUGCCGCCGUGUCGGCCGGCUACGCUCCUGUCUACGCCCCACACCCCGUUGCCUACGCCGCACCCGCUGUCAGCUAUGCCGCCCCUACAGUCUACGCUGCCCCCACAUACAGCUACGCUACGCCCGUCACUUAUGCUCAGCCUACUGUAUACCCUCAACCCAGAGUCACCUACGCUCACGCUCCUGUGAGCACCUCCUACGCUAACACCUACCGCGUAGCCAACACAGCUCGUGCCAUAGUACCUGCUCCCUACGUCCCCGUGGUUCAUGCUCCAGUUUUCGCUCCGGCUGUCAACUAUGGAUACUCAGGGUACAACCCUAGCAACGCCAACUACGCUUCCCGUGGAAACUACGCUCCUCAGACUACCUACGUGACUCCUUCCUCCACUAUUUCGUCCAGCUAUUCAAGUGCCUCUAGUAACUACGACUCGACCAACAACUUCUCUUCAAACUACUUUGGUAGCUACAACGGUGUAAGUGGAUAUUUUACUCCUUCCAACAACUACAGAGCUUCAGGAUAUUCAAGACCUUCUGUUAACAACAACUACGUCGCUAGUGGUUAUUCCAGCCCUUCCAACAACCAGCCUACAGUAGGAUAUUCCAGUCCAUCCAACAACUAUCCUACGGUUGGAUAUUCCAGCUCAUCAAAUGCCCCUAGUGGAUAUUCUAACCCUUCCAACAACUACCCUGUGAAUGAAUAUUCCAGUCCUUCUAACGGCCCUAGGGGAUAUUCUAGCCCAUCCAACGGGCCUAGCGGAUAUUCCAGCCCAUCCAACGGACCUAGCGGAUAUUCUGGCCCUUCCAACAGCCCUAAUGGUUAUUCCAUCCCAUCCAACGGUCAAAGUGGAUAUUCCAGCCCUUCCACUAGUUCUACUGGAAAUUCCAGCCCUUCCACUAGUUCUACUGGAUAUUCCGACUCUUCCAACAGUCCCAGUGGAUAUUCCAGACCCUCCAACAACUACCCAACCGGCGAAUACUCCAGUCCUUCCAACAGUUACAGAAGUGGCAACUCGUACGAGAACUAAAUCUUGGUUACCAAACACAAAUUUGUACAUACAAAACGUAGAUAGUUAGUUAUUAAAAGAAAACU